Messenger RNA from Ctenopharyngodon idella (grass carp), 1772 nucleotides. RefSeq names its product histamine H3 receptor-like. Gene Ontology annotation, cellular component: membrane. Gene Ontology annotation, molecular function: histamine receptor activity. Gene Ontology annotation, biological process: adenylate cyclase-activating adrenergic receptor signaling pathway. Lineage: Eukaryota; Metazoa; Chordata; Actinopteri; Cypriniformes; Xenocyprididae. The transcript has a single exon. The coding region runs from base 60 to 890 and encodes 276 amino acids. The record is from RefSeq and is a predicted model, not a curated record.
UAUUCCGUAGGUGAGGUAUCAGAGCCCAGCAGGGUGUCACUCGUCUGGCAGUGGUCAAGAUGUUGGCGGUGUGGGUUUUGGCAUUCCUCCUCUACGGUCCAGCUAUCAUCUUCUGGGAACUGAUGGUCGGAGAAAGCAUCGUUCCAGAGGACGAAUGUUUCGCCGAGUUCUACUGCACCUGGUACUUCCUGCUCUCUGCGUCUACCUUCGAGUUCUUCUCACCUUUCAUCUCCGUGGCCUUCUUCAACUUCAGCAUCUAUCUCAACAUUCAGCGGCGGAACCGGAGUCGCAUGGCACACGUGGAGGCUGAGAAGGAGGAUGGCUGGAGGGUCAUCGACGGACAGGCCUCGUCCGUCUUCUUCGUCAAAACGCGCAAGGUGUCCUCCAGCGGGCCGGCGGCUGUUUCGGCCGUGAUCGAAGACGACGAGGAGGUUUCACCGUCAUCCAGCGGAGAUCCCAGUAGCACCCACUCCGUGUCUUUGACAAUGAAGACGACCAUGAAGAAACGAGGAUUGUUGAGUCGUUGGGUAAGGACGCGCAUAAUACGAGCGCAGGAAGCAUCAAAUGCAUGCGCCCCUUGCAAAAGCGGAGGACAAGCACGCCUCUCUCGAGAUAAGAAGAUUGCCAAGUCCUUGGCAGUCAUAGUGUGUGUUUUUGGGGUGUGUUGGGCACCGUACACCCUCCUUAUGAUCAUACGGGCUGCCUGCAGUGGCACUUGUGUGGAACAUCACUGGUACGAAGUCACUUUCUGGCUCCUUUGGCUCAACUCGGCCAUCAACCCUUUCCUCUACCCACUUUGCCAUAGUAGCUUUCGCCGGGCCUUCGCCAAGAUUUUGUGCCCCAAGCGGCAGUCUGUUCGACCACAUGAGGAAAGCCCUUCCUGCCAAUGAUAAUCUGACAGCAACAGAAGGGAUUUAACACUUUCACGCUGAAUAUUGAAGGAUUAAAUAAAAGCACCAAGGCAAGAAAGCGAAAAACAUUUACGCCCAAGCAAUUCGGCAAUGGAAAUCCAUGUCAUUACUUGAUGGAGUAGCAUGUUUUAUUCUUCUUUGAUGAAACUUAACUUUGAUGAAGAAAAAUAAAUGAAUUGUGAAGAACUGCAUGGACAAUUGACCUUUAAUUGAUUGAUAUGAACAGUGCAACCAAGCUGUUGUAAUACGUUCAUCUCGUCUUGAAGUAACAUAGCAACAGAGAUGUUUCACUCUUCUUAGCUAAUGUAAGUUGCAUGUUUUGGGACAUCUGUGGUGAAAAGUGAUGCAGAUUGUUUUCAGAACAUAUUCAGUUGACUGUUUUGCCCAUAUCAACAUUAUUUAUUGACUUCUGUAAAUUCCACUCCAAUGACUCACAUGGUUCAGCGGAGAAGAGCUGAUCUAUGUGAGAUGCAUUACAACUCAAGAAAAAUACAAGGUGUGCUCCUCCGCUAGAUAUGUGAGCUUCACAGUCAGCUCUAUAUUACCUGCUAUGGACAAGACUGAAACUAAUAACGUUUUAUAAUGGAAGUUUUGUGGAAUUUUUGUGAAAUGUGAUUUAAGUUAUUUAUAUAUCUGUUUACAAUACAGAAAGCAAGGAAUUUUAAAGGGUUAAUUCACUCGAAAAUGCGAUCUAAAGAUUUAUUCCAGAUUUUCCAUGGUAUUUUUUCUCAAGUCUUCAAUUCCCAUCAUUUUUAUAAGAUGAAAAUCAAUUCAUAUAUGAUGAGAACUGGAAUGUAGCACAAGAGUCAUAUGGACAAUUUUUUAUGGUGCUUUUUUGUGAAAUAUAGAUUGCAGCCCUAA